This is a messenger RNA of Histoplasma capsulatum G186AR, 2390 nucleotides long. Its product is annotated as 26S proteasome non-ATPase regulatory subunit 3. The record is from RefSeq and is a predicted model, not a curated record. The transcript is spliced from 3 exons. Lineage: Eukaryota; Fungi; Ascomycota; Eurotiomycetes; Onygenales; Ajellomycetaceae. The coding region runs from base 1 to 2022 and encodes 673 amino acids. Gene Ontology annotation, molecular function: enzyme regulator activity. Gene Ontology annotation, cellular component: proteasome complex; proteasome regulatory particle, lid subcomplex. Gene Ontology annotation, biological process: regulation of protein catabolic process; ubiquitin-dependent protein catabolic process.
AUGCCUGCUGAAAGGCGUUCCCUGAGGUCCAACAAGUCGGACACCUCAGCUAACGGAGAAAAACAUCGCUCAAACUCUACUUCCCAGAAUUCCAAAGAUAAGCCGGCUCCUCCUUCUACCAGAUCAUCUGUCCGGGGGAAGACAGCUGCUGCCUCUGGCAAGAAGACGUCCUCCUCCAAUACCGCUAGCUCAACAUCAACACCAACCUCGACUUCAGUAUCCACAUCUGCUGCAAAGAAGAUGGUUGCUGAAAACGAUCAGACUGCUCCUCACACCAACGGCGGCUCAGACCCCGUCGAGAAUGGCGUCAACAAUGUCAACGGGACGGAGGAUGUGGAAAUGGCAGAAGACGACGCCGAUAUCAAUGGAUCUGCCACCCAGAAGAAUCAGCGUGAAGGAGGAGGUGAGUCUGAUGACGGGAUGACCGUGGUGGUGCCACCAUCCAAGGGCUCCAGAUUAUCAGGAGAACCCGAACAACAUCAGCACGAUAUCACCAUGAAUGAGGCAGAGGAUGGUGACGAGGCUGAGGUUGAGGUGCAAGUUGAUCCCAGGGAGAAAGCUUUAUCAGAUAUCAAAAGCAAUUUCACACUGCUCGAACGUGCUGUUGUCCAUUUUGAUCCCCGAUUUACAUUGCGAGCCUUGCGGUCGAUAUCAUCGGUACGGAAACAGCUGUCUGCUUACCUUCUUGCCCAGGUCAUCGUAGAAACAUAUCAGCCCUCGGAUUCAACGGCAUCAUUCCUAUUAGCUUCCAUUGGCAGGAAAUCGGCUUUCGCCGAUGCUGCCGCUGAUUUGCCAAUGGAUAUCGAUGGUGAAUCAAGGUAUCCUGGAAAGGGAUCCGCUACGCGCGAUGUUCUUCCCGAGGUCGAUAUCUAUCUGGCUAUCCUCAUCCAGAUCUAUCUAUAUGACAAGAAGGACAUUGAACAGGGUGCAAACUUCUCCAGUAGCCUUGUGGAGCUAGUGCGAUCACACAAUAGAAGAACCUUGGAUUCUUUGGCUGCUCGUGUUUAUUUCUACUACUCGCUCUUUUACGAGCAGCUUGCUCCGCUUCCCCCGUCUCCAGCCGCAGCCGUUAUUUCCAUCCGCCAGCCACUACUUCAGGCAUUGCGAACUUCCGUUCUUCGAAAGGACCAGGACAUCCAGGCAACCAUCACCACCCUCCUCCUGCGCAAUUACCUGUCAACGUCGCACAUCUCCCAAGCAGACCUCUUCGUCUCUCGUUCAGAAUUCCCGCCGGGAGCACCCAACAACCAGAUCGCUCGGUAUCUUUACUAUCUUGGUCGGAUCCGUGCCAUCCAACUGCAGUACACUGAGGCUCACGAGCAUUUAAUCGGUGCCACUCGCAAGUCUCCCUCGAGCCAUACCGCAGGCGGUUUCUACCAGGCAUCCACUAAGCUCCUCGUUGUCGUCGAGUUGUUGAUGGGUGAUAUCCCUGACCGCGCAAUCUUCCGCCAAGCAACCCUUGAGCGGGCUAUGCAUCCUUACUUCCUGCUCGUGCAGGCCGUCAGCAUCGGCGACCUAGAUGGAUUCAUCGGCAUUGUCCAGAAACACAGCUCAACCUUCCGACGCGACGGCACGUACACACUUAUCCUACGUCUUCGACAGAAUGUCAUCAAGACAGGUAUUCGUAUGAUGUCUCUGGCUUAUACGCGGAUUUCCCUUCGGGAUAUCUGUCUCCGUCUAGGAUUGGAUAGUGAAGAGUCAGCAGAGUAUAUCGUCGCGAAGGCCAUCCGGGACGGUGUAAUCGAAGCUUCACUGGAUCAUGAGCACGGGUAUAUGAAGAGCAAGGAGGUGGGAGAUGUGUAUGCGACUGGGGAGCCCGGUGAGGUCUUCCAUGAGCGCAUCCGGUUCUGUUUGGAUCUUCAUGACGAGAGUGUCAAGGCCAUGAGAUUCCCCAUGAACCAACAUAGGCUCGAGCUGAAAAAUGCACAGGAGGCGCGUGAACGGGAGAGAGAACUAGCCAAGGAGAUCGUCGAGGGGGACUUGGAUGAUGACGAUGCGGGCGGAGACUUUGACACGAUCUAGCUACUUCUUCCUUGCCGCUUUUUCCUAUUCUUGUGUUUCUUUAUGUUUUUUUUUCUUUUUUUUAGAACGGAGAGAAAGUCGGCUUGGUUGAUUGAUUGCUCGAUCUGUUGACUUAUGGAUGGAUGGAUGGAUGGAUGGACUGAAUGGUGGGAUUUUGGUAUUGGUACUAUAUUUUAAUUGAGGAGCGAUAAAGAAACAGAAGCAUUUUUCUAGUGCUGAAAUCUUUGCAAUUCUCAAUUCCUACUCCUUGGGAAUACUGUUAUUUCGUUUUUUUUUUUUCCUUUUUUCAUUUUUGUUAUUUGUCUUACUUCAACAUUUUGAUAUUAUUUACUAUUUUGCCGGGCCCGGGAAAGCCGGCGUGAACUCUC